AUGCUUUAACGACCAAAACUCCGUUAAAGCAUAGCGCUCUUUAGCUAUAUAUAAAAAUGUCACUCUUUUGUUUUAACACACAUUUUCAUCACACUUGUCCAAAAGAAUCACAAAUGGGUUCUGGUCUUAUUAUACGAUCAUUGCUUAUUUUCCAAUUAGGAGCUAAUUAUAUUAAUGCUUUAGAAUGCUCCACGAGAAUACAAUUAUGAUUAUUAGUCCUACAAUUUUCUUUCCAUUUCUUAUUUUUUUCACUUUGCACAUCUUUGGUCAUUCACACCAUGAAAUAACAGUGGAAAACUCUAUUAAUUAGUUAUAUAGUACACUUUCUGAUUAAGUCAAAUUAAUAUUUUAAACUACUGUAUUUCUGUACGUUCCUUAGGGUCGUUUGGUUGUUGUUUAGAAUUAUGUAGGUAUUAGUAAUGUAGGGAUUAAUUAUAUAGUGUUUAAUUAUGUAAUGAAUAGUUAUGCAGGGUCUUGUUAUGCAUGGCUUAAUUAUGAAGAGAUUAGUUGUGUAAAGGUUAGUAAUACAUGAAUUAGUAAAUAAUAAAUUUUAAUAUAGGGAUUAUUUUUUGCUAUAUGUUUACUUUAUUUUAAUUAUACAAUGUGUAAUUAAAAUAAAUAUGAGGGCUUUUGGUUAUUUGAUUAUUUAAUCCAUGUAUUACUAAUACGUGUAUUAAUUAUUCCACAUUCUACCUUACAAUAAAUAAUAUACACAGAUUUGUUGUAUAACUUAUUCAUGUAUUACUUGUACCCCAAUGAAAAAGGCAACCAAACAUAACAUUAGUUGUCCAGACUUUUUGUACAAAGUAACUAUAAGCUAUCAAACAUUGUAUUAUUUAUGUUACUCCUAAUACAUGAAUAACUUACCAUGUAACCAGCCACCAAAUGGACCUUAUUGUCUAUUGAAGUAUAAUUGCGAAGUGAUAUAAUAUCCAUUGAAUUAUUACGUGGUUUAAUAUGUUAAUAUGCAUAUUAGCUACAUGAUAAUUGUGCUCUCUGAUGAUAUCCUACUAAUGCAUAGUAAAAUACUAAACCACGUAGCAAUUCCACUAAUUGGUUGCUAAUUUUAAAUUGUUACAGUGGUUCUAAUUCGUCCUCUUUUGCUUAAGCAUUUAUUUAAGGUUCUUAUAUUCAUCCUUUUAAUGUAAUCCUAUCCAGUUAGCAAAUAUUGACUUGGUAUAAUCUUUAUACGUACAGACGCUAGUAUUUGGAAUUUAAAUUUCAUGAUUAAAAUCACAAAGGAAAUCACAAUUCACAAAAUAAUGGCAAUGAUUUUGGGUUAUUAUUUAUUAUGUUCUAAGUAUUUUCACUCCAUUAAUUUGUGAGCAAAAUUAUCUUUCUCUUUAUCCCCCAAUGCCCCUCACCCAAAGAACAACAAUAUAGUAACCUUACGGCUAUAGGAGAAGCGUACAAAAUUGAGCUAACUUUAGCACUACUUUAUAAUUCAGAAUAUGGAUUGAACUUUAUUGAUUAGUUGUUUUUAAAAAAGUUAAAUUCAUUGCUUUAUAAAUUGAGAGAGAUAUCUUCUCCAAAUUAAAAAGGUAGAUCCUUGGCAUUCCAACAAAAGAUACAUUUGGAAAGAGUAUUAGAGAUCUUAUCUACUAUGUUGUUCGAUUCAUUGAAAUAUCGUUGAGUGCGUGUCAAUUCUUCAAAAGUAGUGUAAUUUUUGGAGGAUCCAACACGAGUGCAACAAUAUUUUAGAAAGUUCGCGCAAUAUAGAUUAUCUUAAAAAAAUUGUUUUAUGUAUAUGAUGUAUUACGAUAUAUAAGGUGAAAACUUUGAGUUGCAGUUAUCAAUAAUUUGAUUGUUCAACAACAACAACAACAACAACCCAGUAUAAUCUCAUUAGUGGGGUCUGGGGAGGGUAGUGUGUACGCAGGCCUUACCCUACCCUGAGAUAGAGAGGCUGUUUCCGAUAGAAACUCGGCUUUCUCCCUCCAAGAACUCCCCACCUUGCUCUUGGGGUGACUCGAACUCACAACUUUUUGGUUGAAAGUCGAGGGUGAUUACCACUAGAGCAACCCACUCUUGUCAACAUUAGAAAACCAAAAAUUUAUCUUUUUAGGCAAAUUACAUAAUACUGAAAUGAGAUAGACCUGACUAAAAAGAGACGAAAUAUAGAGCAUUCAUAUAUGAGUGCUCCAACUAAUCAUAUAGUUUUGAGACAUAGUUGAUUGAUUAAUCUUUCCUCGAUGGAAUAAUAUAUGUACAAAAAUAGAUAGACACUUGAAUUGACGCAAUAAUUAAUCAUCUUGUUCAUGAAUGCGGAGGAUAUCCUUGGAAAAUAUAAGUUGCAUACAAGUAGCCUUGAGAAAGAUGACCAACCUUCCCUUGACUUGCAGCUAGAGAAUAACCUCAACGUGAAAUUAAGCAAGGAGUUGGCUGACAAGAAUCGUGAGCUGAGGCAGAUGAAAGGCGAGGAACUUGAAGGAUUGAGCUUAGAAAAAUUGCAACAAAUUGAGAAAAGACUUGAAGCUGGACUCACACAUGUGCUUGAGAUCAAGGGUACAAAAAUUAUGGAUGAAAUUACCAAACUUCAAAGAAAGGGUGCUGAGCUAAUGGAAGAAAACAAGCAACUGAAACAGAAAAUGGCAAUGAUGAAUGAAGGAAAGUUGCCUUUACUCACAGAUUUGGAUUGCAUGGCAAUGGAAGAAGGCCAGUCUUCUGAUCAGUCUAUUACUACCAAUGUCUCUACUAGUGGUCCUCCUCCUGAGGAUGAUUGCUCAAAUGCAUCUUUGAAUUUAGGUUGUAACAAUGGUACUCCUGUUGAGGAUGAUUGCUCAGAUACAUCUUUGAAGUUAGGGCUACCAUUCAACUAGUGAAACUCAAACGGGGAGUUUUGUUGAGAUUACCAUAAUUUUCGGAUAUGCAGACUAUUAAGGCAAUGAGUGGCAUAUAGAUUUGCCCUUUUUGAAAUAUAUUGGAUUUGCCAUUACUUGUACUAUGUAUUAUGUGUAUGUGGACUACUUAAGAAAGGUAGAGGCGGAUCCAGGAUUUAAAUCUUAGGGGUUCAACUUUUGAAAUUUUUAGCGUUGAAUCCAUUAUAUAUUUAAAGUUA
Nicotiana tabacum (common tobacco) is the source of this 3058-nucleotide messenger RNA. The record is from RefSeq and is a predicted model, not a curated record. Lineage: Eukaryota; Viridiplantae; Streptophyta; Magnoliopsida; Solanales; Solanaceae.